AUGUGGUAUGUGGUGCAGCUUGUUGGCUUUAUGAUUGAGGAGUCGUCUACCACGGGCGCCGAAAGCGGGAUUGGAGGUGGCAACUCAAGGCCUAACAUGGCAGAUAUUCUCCACGCAUUACCCGAUCCCUAUUAUAUGAGUCGACCCAUAUGCCAUCGUACUUGGAACCGGGGUAAACCUAUCUUCGGCGAAGGCUGUGCUGUGCCCAGUGGCCGUCGGCACCGGCAAUUGGGAAUUGCGUAA
Messenger RNA from Penicillium lagena, 243 nucleotides. RefSeq lists its product as uncharacterized. The record is from RefSeq and is a predicted model, not a curated record. NCBI's taxonomy places the organism in Eukaryota, Fungi, Ascomycota, Eurotiomycetes, Eurotiales, Aspergillaceae. The coding region runs from base 1 to 243 and encodes 80 amino acids. The transcript has a single exon.